GCUGGCCUCUCACUGCUGGAAACCCCUCCUUGCUGCCCACAGCCAGCAGGAUGCUGAGCUGGAUCGAGCGGGUGGUGCCCCAGCCCCCAGUUGCUCAUCUGGUGGAGGAGAUCCCUCCAACUCCAGCUCCAGAGCAGGACCUGGAGCCACCUAAGGUAAUGGGGAUCCAAGUCUGGGAUGUAGCAGGCACCCUGUGGGCAUGGUGGAGAGAUGCCUGGUGCUUCUGCAGCAUCCACAGAAGGGAUGAGGGCCAGGAUGCAUCCCCACUCUGCAGCAGAAAGUAUGGGGAGUCCCUGAGGUUUGCAGCUACCUUUGACCAGGGGACACUGUCUCCUUUCUUUUUUUUCUGGUACUUUCUGCCUUUCACCUUGAAGGCACCAACAGGGAAGGCUGAUGGCCCCAGGAAUGCUGCUGACUGCGCACGCACUGAAGAAAUGGACAAGAAGGUGGGAUUUGGAGUCCCUGAGGACCAAGGCUCUGUAUUUGAGAGCAUGGGGAGCAAUGUGCUGUCCUGGCUCUCCCAGGGACUGGAGAAGGUGAUUCCCCAGCCAGUCCCAGCCCCAGGGACACUGCAGGCAGUUGGGAAGAGCUUCGAGACAAGCAUUGAUGUUCCUGAUCAGACAGAGGUCCAGAUCCUCAAGGACGAGGAAGAGGAAGCUCUGGAGAUAAUCCCCUUCGAUCCGGAAGAUGACAAGCUGGAUGACUGUGAGCCGGAUCCUGGCUCGGAUUCUGCCACCACGGAGUGGGCAGGAGUGCGGGUGCUCAACUGGCUGGUGCAGGGCUUCGAGAGGAUGGUGCCACAGCCAGAGGUGCUGAAGAAGCUGGAGCCGGAGCUGAAGGAGCAGAAGUGUGAAGCAGCAGAGGGAGGUGAGUUCCCUGGGUGCCCUUUCAGAGGAUAUACUCUGGAACCUGGGUGCAGGCCGGCACUGUCCCUGUGGCUGCCCUGUCCAUGUGCCCCAGGGGAGGGCACACCAGGUCCCAGCAUCACAGCGCUAUCCCUACACCACUUCUGUCCCCAAACCCCAUGUCCUCAUUCCAGGCUGGAUCCCUGGGGGAGAAGCUCUCAGGGAGGUCCCCCAAGCCUGUCCUUCCAUGGGAGAGGUGACCCUUCCUCACCUGCUCCCCUUCCCCAAUGCACAAAAGGAACUAAACCCCAGGCAAAGCCAAAGAGCAACGAUCCAGCCACCCAGAGCACCCUGGCAGCAGUGGAGCCAGCAGUGGCUGAGACGCAGCCCGAGCCAGUGGCCACCCUUGUCCCUUGGUCCCUGGCUGGAGAUGGCAGCAGGGUGUUUGCCUGGUUGGUCCAGGGGCUGGAGAAGGUGAUGCCUCAGCCAGUGACAAGGGAGAAGCAGGAGGCACAGGGAAUGGAUGCAGCAACUCUGAGUCCCGUGGAAGAAAUCUACUAUGGCUGCCAUUUCAGGGGCCCAGAGAUCCCUGAAAUCCCCCCAGGAAUCCAUAAGGAGCUGUUGCUGCUUGAGAAGUGUUUCAGUCCUGGCAUGUGGCAGCAUCUCAUGGUUGAGGAGGGAAAACAUGGGAUCUGCCCUGGCUCUACCACUGGGCUCUUGAAAAUGCACUGCUCACUUCAUCACCUGCCUUCCCCCAUUCCUGUUUCAGUACACAUUGUCCCUGAGGAACCCAAGGAGACAGACCUCAUCCUGGAAGAGAUUGAUGGUGGCUGGAGUAAUGAAGCCAUGUGCGAAAUGAUGGCCUGGGAUGCUGAGGCUGAGAUGGUGGCAGAUACUCAUCCCCUUCUCCCCAUACAGGAGGAACCUCAGGAAGAUGAAAAUAGGGUGUGGUUGUGCUCCCUGAGUGCUGGUGAGGGGGAAGAGGAAACGGAGCAGGAUGGGGAGGAAGAGGAGGAGGAGGAGGGGAAAAAGGAGGAGGAGUUGAAGGACAGUGCAGGACUCCUGCUCCUAUCACCUUGUCUCACUGUUGAGGAGGAUGUGGAGGAAGUCUACUUUGCAGAGGAGGCCUUCAGGACUGAGCAGCUGGAAGAAGCUGAGAUAAGUGAUCUCGAAGGUGCUUUUAUACAGGUAGAAGAGGAGACAACUGAAGCUGCUGAAACCGAUGCUGAAGGAAGUAACCAGUGGCUUAAAGUGUGUUUUCAUAGUAAGGAGGCACCUAGCAGCAUGGCCAGGCGUGCCCGAGACGUCGAGCUAGAUCAGCUGGUGCACGACAAGCCGCUGGCUGUGGGGGAUUCCUCCCCUCCCGGCUGCGGUGAGCUAGAGCAGCUCCCCAAUGUCCCCAGCUACCGAGCCACCGCUGCCUCCUGCAUCCCAGCCUUUGCUGCCAGCAAGCCCAAGGCUGCAGCUGUCAAGCCCAACUUUUGCCAUGAGGAGCAACCUCCCCUAGGUAAUUACCCCACUGUGGACAUCAAGAAUGUGGACAGUAGAAGUAACACUGUAGAGGACAAUCGGAGCCACUUACCAGUGCCCACCGCUGCCAUUAACAUGCUGGCGGUGCCCAGAGUGGCUCCAGCAUCCCCCAGGAGGAAGCUGCUGGCCCCUGAGGAUGGUCUGGAGGAGGGACCCAUGAGCCAGUCCCCAAACCAAGCACUGCUGGGCUGUGAUGAGAAGCAGAAGGAAAGCCUGCCCGAGCGCAUUGGUUCAGCCACAAGCCUGAGCAGUGCUGUCAUCAACAACCGGCUCCAGGAGCUGGUGAGGCUCUUCAAGGAGAGGACGGAGAAGGUGAAGGAAAAGCUGACUGACCCCGACAUCACCUCAGAUGAAGAGAGCCCAACGGCAUCUCCCGCCAAGCCGGCACUGCCAGCAGCACCAGUCCCUCCCCCAGGAGCGCAGCCAGAGGGGGAGAAGGUAGCAGAAGAGGAGCACUACUGCGAGAUGCUGUGCUGCACGUUCAAGUACCGGCCCUGGCUGGACCUCCUGAGAAACUACCAGUUCCCCAGCAGCAUUGACCCACUCACGAAUCUGAUGUACGUGCUGUGGUUGUUCUUUGUUGUCAUGGCCUGGAACUGGAACUGCUGGCUGAUCCCUGUCCGGUGGGCUUUCCCCUACCAGACGCCAGCAAACAUCCACUGCUGGCUGUUCAUCGACUACCUCUGUGACCUCAUCUAUCUGCUUGACAUCCUCGUCUUUCAGACCCGGCUGCAGUUUGUCCGUGGGGGAGAUAUAAUAAGUGAUAAAAAGGCCAUGAAGGAGAACUACAUGCGAUCACAACGCUUUAAGAUGGAUAUGGUGUGUCUCCUGCCCCUGGAUUUCUUCUACUUCAAAGUUGGUGUCAACCCACUCCUGCGCUUUCCUCGCUGUCUGAAGUACAUGGCCUUCUUCGAAUUCAACAACCGCCUGGAGGCUAUCCUGACCAAGGCAUACAUCUACAGAGUGAUUCGGACCACAGCCUAUUUACUGUACAGCUUGCAUGUGAACUCCUGCCUCUAUUACUGGGCAUCAGCCUAUGAAGGACUGGGCUCUACCACCUGGGUCUAUGAUGGGGAAGGAAACAGCUACAUCCGCUGCUACUACUGGGCAGUCAAAACCCUCAUCACCAUUGGGGGCCUGCCGGACCCCAAGACACUGUUUGAGAUCGUCUUCCAGCUGCUGAACUACUUCACGGGUGUCUUUGCUUUCUCCGUCAUGAUAGGGCAGAUGAGAGAUGUGGUCGGUGCCGCUACCGCGGGGCAAACAUACUAUCGGAGCUGCAUGGACAGUACCAUUAAGUACAUGAACUUCUACAAAAUCCCCAAAACUGUUCAGAACAGGGUGAAAACGUGGUACGAGUACACAUGGCAUUCGCAAGGCAUGCUAGAUGAGUCAGAGCUGCUGGUGCAGCUGCCAGACAAGAUGAGGCUGGACAUCGCUAUUGAUGUGAACUACAGCAUCGUGAGCAAAGUGGCUCUCUUCCAGGGCUGCGACAGGCAGAUGAUCUUUGACAUGCUGAAGCGGCUCAGAUCCGUGGUCUAUCUGCCCAAUGACUAUGUGUGUAAGAAGGGAGAAAUUGGCCGUGAGAUGUACAUUAUCCAGGCGGGACAUGUGCAGGUGCUGGGGGGACCUGAUGGCAAAACUGUGCUGGUGACUCUGAAACCUGGAUCUGUGUUUGGAGAGAUAAGCUUGCUGGCAGCAGGAGGGGGCAAUCGCCGAACAGCAAACGUCAUUGCUCAUGGCUUCGCCAACCUUUUCAUUUUGGAUAAGAAGGACUUGAACGAGAUUUUGGUGCAUUAUCCAGAGUCUCAGAAGCUGCUGAAGAAGAAAGCCAAGAAAAUGCUGAAAAGCAACAAUAAACCCAAAGAUGCGAAAGGAGUCCCUGGAGACUCGCUGAUCAUCCCCCCAAAACCUGACACCCCAAAGCUCUUCCAGGCUGCUCUGGCUGCAGCAGGGAGGAUGGGGGGCAAAGGGCCGCUGGCACAGCUCCGCUGGAGGCUGAGGGAGCUGAAGGCAAUGCAGGCGAUGCAGGAUUCCAGAUUAAGUCCAACCCCGCCAAAAUCACCAGUGCAUCAGAGGUCACCUGUCAUCUCCCACAAAGCACGCACCCACCUGGGAGAAGAAAUAUUCUCUAAAUCAUCUGAUAGUUUAGUCACUAUUCGUGUGAUUUCCACAGCACAAGAAGAUGAAGAGAUCCUUGCUGCUGAGAUUUCAGGGCAAGAAGAGGAAAAAAAAGAUAAAUGAGAACCAAGCAUGUCCUGAGGCAGGAGUUAGGAGCUGUAGCUGUAGGCUUCGCUAGGUGCUGCGGAUAGGAUCUGCAUUUCCUUUCAGCCUAGACCUUCACUCACUGCUGAUAAAACCCUCUGUCAUAUGACCCAAAAUCAUACAAGGUUUCUGAGCUCUGAAACCUGAGCAUCUUUAUGAAUAUUCCCACUAAGUCUCAGGCCAGCCCUCUUGCUUCGAAAUCCAGCCUUGCAGAGAGGGAGCCCUGAAGAAAUUGCUUUUUAUGGCUCUGGGUGGUUAAUGAGUAUUCAGGUGAAGCGUGAAGAAUUCUUUGCCUCUGACAGCUGAGUCACAGCUUGGUCCAAAGCAACCAGGGGAGAUAAACAACAAGGUUUCUCUCUUGGGCUUAAGGUAGUCAGGAGCAGAUGGAGAGUGAUUAAUUCAAGAAGGAUGUGGACUAUGCUCACAGGCCGAGCACAGAUCCACUGUCACAACACCACCGAGGUCUGUCCUUGUGUGCAUGGACUGCAAGAUGCUUGAGGGUCCCUGUGUGGUGCCAAGACUGCCUUGGGUUUCCUGCUGGGAAGAGGAUUU
This is a messenger RNA of Pezoporus occidentalis (night parrot), 5192 nucleotides long. It is a transcript of the gene CNGB1, whose product is annotated as cyclic nucleotide gated channel subunit beta 1. Gene Ontology annotation, cellular component: plasma membrane; intracellular cyclic nucleotide activated cation channel complex; photoreceptor outer segment. Gene Ontology annotation, molecular function: intracellularly cAMP-activated cation channel activity; intracellularly cGMP-activated cation channel activity; cGMP binding. The record is from RefSeq and is a predicted model, not a curated record. NCBI's taxonomy places the organism in Eukaryota, Metazoa, Chordata, Aves, Psittaciformes, Psittacidae. Gene Ontology annotation, biological process: retina homeostasis; monoatomic cation transmembrane transport.